This is a messenger RNA of Arachis ipaensis, 945 nucleotides long. NCBI's taxonomy places the organism in Eukaryota, Viridiplantae, Streptophyta, Magnoliopsida, Fabales, Fabaceae. The record is from RefSeq and is a predicted model, not a curated record.
AUGCAGUUAGGGUUACCUGUUGAUGGUCAGCCCGUUAGUGGUACUUUGAGAUCAUGGAGCAAGUUUCACCAAAGAGAUAUUUGGGAAUGGUGUCAUGAACUUCUAGGUGAGGUUCUCGCCGGCCACGUAGGGACAACAAAGUUCAACAUAAAGCUGAAGUGGCUCAGAACUCGUCUUCAGCAGAUGCCACUUGACUUAGAAGAUAAUGGCCUCAUGCAGUACACACGGUGUUACAUACUUUACUUGUUGGGAGGAGUGCUUCUUCCAGACAAGGCGAACAACACGGUGCAUGUUCGAUAUCUGCCGUUAUUGGGUGACUAUGAUGCCAUCUGCACCUACAGUUGGGGGAGCGCCGUCCUCUAUUGGUUAUAUCGUGCUAUGUGCUUAGCAACAGACACAAGUGUUGAGGGUAUGGCUGGUUGUCAUACGUUGCUCAUGUCGUGGAUAUACUACAGAUUACCUUUCUUCGCACCGAAUGUCACGACAGCGUAUAGUUUUCCUUUAGCCACGAGGUGGGCAGGCAAAAAAGGACAAAAUGACUAUGCUGAGCAGCGCUUAUUAAGACACCGUCUAAGGUUGGACAAUCUGCAGGUGGAUGAGUUUGUUUGGCAACCGUACAUGGACCCCCAGAUUCUCUAUAGAGUUCCGGCUGAUUUCCUUGGCCACCCACAUGGAGACUUUUAUACGGCCGUUGUGCCUCUCAUAUUUUUCAGGUGGAUUGAGAUCCUAAAUGUUGACCGAGUGUUGCGUCAAUUUGAGGGAAAGCAAGGACCUCCAAACCCUCUUCUUAAUAUUGAUACCUUCCAUCUACAGUCGGCCCGCAAUGAUGACGGAUGGUGGCCGGUUAGACUAUCUGAGUGGUUUGAGAUAUGGGCAAACCGGCAAAGUGAUGCAUAUAGGCUGCGCAUUGAUCGUGCAGAUACAUUGCGUCCCAGUCAAAAGUAA